This is a messenger RNA of Branchiostoma belcheri (Belcher's lancelet), 4804 nucleotides long. Its product is annotated as type I inositol 1,4,5-trisphosphate 5-phosphatase-like. Gene Ontology annotation, biological process: phosphatidylinositol dephosphorylation. The coding region runs from base 16 to 1014 and encodes 332 amino acids. Gene Ontology annotation, molecular function: inositol-polyphosphate 5-phosphatase activity. Lineage: Eukaryota; Metazoa; Chordata; Leptocardii; Amphioxiformes; Branchiostomatidae. The record is from RefSeq and is a predicted model, not a curated record. The transcript has 13 exons.
UGCAAUUACUGAAAGAUGGUUGGCUGCCUGCCUGUCCACCUGUCCGUGACUAAUGAACUGGAACCUGAGGUUCAACACGUCUCUAAGGCACUGGGCAGCUUUUACUUUGUACAUGAGUCUAUACGAAAUGCAUCAAUAUAUGAUUGGCAAGCACGGAAGUUCCGAUCUCUCUCAGGACGCGAGGUUUACAAGGGGAACAUCAACUCAAUUCCCUUCAAGCACAAAGAAAAGUACCCGCAGGAUUUUUUUCCUAACUUUAGAUGGUCUAGAAAGGGCUUCCUUCGGACACGUUGGAGCAUAUGUGAUAGCAUAUUUGACUUAGUGAACAUCCACCUAUUCCAUGAUGCUUCCAACCUCAUUGCAGUAGAGACCUGGCCAUCAGCCUACAGUAAUUACAGACAUCGAGCAUUGGAGCACACUCUCAAAAGAAUUAGUGAAGACAAGCAUGAGAAGGUUCCCCAUUUCAUCUUUGGUGACUUCAACUUCAGAUUGGACACUCAAAGUGUGGUAAAGUCUCUGUGUGCAACGGCAAAGGAAGAGAGGAUUGGGAAUGACGGCCAGAUCAAGAGACUGGUGUACAAGGAAGAAGGCAGUGAGAAUGGAAAGGUGGUGCUGACCCUGGAGAAGAAGGUGUUUGACCACUUCAACCAGGAAGUCUUUAUCAAUGACUUUAAAUGGCUGCAUCAGUUUGACAAGGAGCCGAAGCGGUUUGCAGACAGGCUACAGGAGCUGGACAUAACUUUCCCACCUAGCUAUCCCUUCAGUGAGGAUGUGAGAGAAGGCAGACAGUACAUGAAGACUCGCUGCCCUGCCUGGUGUGACAGAAUACUACUGUCUCAGUCUGCAAGGGACCUCAUUCAGCGUGGAGAUGAGUACAGUCCUGUGUACCACGUCAUGGGCUCCAACGUGUGUAUGGGCGAUCAUAAGCCCAUAUACCUGUACUUUCGGCUGGUUCCUGACACAGGUAAAAGUCGACAUAGGCAGAGGCGAAAGGCCAGUUGUGUUGUGUUGUGAUCGUGACAGCACGAUAGGCCAGAUAUCUGUCACGCUCCCGUACCCACCCCAACGGUUUCUCCACCGCGCCCCUGAUCAUCCGUGAAACGUCAGUGUAACCUGUACUCGUGGAAACCCCGUUAAGGACGCGAUAGAUGGAUGUAUUUGUUGUCAUUGUGGCCAAACUUAUGGGUGUAUCAGGUUUUAGUGUUAAAGUGGAUAAAGAGCAUUUGGUGUGUAUAUAUACUUAAUAUAUGAAUAUAUAUAUAAACGAUAAGAAAGAAAGCAUUCAGAUACAUUCUGUGUCUAGGUGUAAGCUGUGAAAACAUGAUUUUUUGCCAAUAUGAGAAGAUAACGAAUGAUGAGAAAGUGGAUAGAUGGUGACAAAAAUGUCCAAUAUUUAAAAGUCCCUCAUGUUCCCAACACAAUGCCCCAACACAAACAACAGUCACACUUUUGUCUGCUGUUACAGUACCGACUUCUCAUCCAACUUGAUGCUAAGUGCUCAAGUCUGGUGCUGUCCCAUAUCACAGCUUGCCAGGCAGCAUAGUCCAUAGCUGUGGCUCCAUCUGACCCUCACCAACAAAGCUAGGCCUUCAAACCUUGAAUUUCCAACGUUUCCACACUACCUGAUUACUAAGAGACAAAGUGUAGUGUCUGCUUGCAUGUAGUCAAAGGAAAGACAUUAGUCCGUUUAGGUCAGUUUUGUCAUUUCGGUUUUUUUUUUAUGAAAAAAAUACAAACAAACAUUUGUGGGCAUGUUGUGCAAAUUGUGCAAUCCAUUAGAUAAUUUGUCAAUCAUGUAUGUUUUUUUACUGAAUCGCUUAAUUAUAAGGCCCGUGACAUCUGCAAAUGCACCUGGAACCCUAUGAAGCCCCACUAGCACCUGUCCUGUUAUACCUGUUUUCAAUUUGCACUUACGUGUGAAAAAGUUACUCUGGCGAAUAUGAAAUCUUCAGUAUUGUUAUUUCAAUUAACUGCAGUAAAUGAUAACAAUGCAAAGCACAAAGACUUUCACUUGAUAGGGAACAAUGUCUAUCUUGUUUUUUGGAAUUUUAAAUUUGUAAGUUAGUAAUUUGUAAAUAUGAGAAGCAUUUUAGCCCUUACCUUAAUACUCCUGAAUGAUAUGGAGAUUUUAAAUGAUAAAUUAAUUAAGAGAUAUGUGAAAAGAAUUUUUUUAGUUAUGUAGUUCAACAGUUUGUAUGAAACAUUUCUAAAUCCCUUUUUUAGUUAUUUUCAAACCAUAACCAGAAAUGUAAGUUCUUUAGAGCCUGCACUGAAGUGACUAGAUUGAUUGAAGAAUCCUACAUUAUUUUGCUACAGCACUGCAUCAUCAGUAUCCCUCUAAUGUGCCCCCUCCCUCUUUUCUCACAUCGUAAAUCACACCAACAUGUAUGAGGUUAUGUACUUGACAGGGGUCUGGUCUCCCCUUUGUUCUAGAAUGGAAAGUUCCAUGCAACAGAUGUGUGUUAAAAACGGUGGUCACACCCCUUCACACUUCAGACAAUGCCUCACAUAUGGCACGGUAACCCAUGUCGAAUCUGUUCGAGUGGUAACUGCCCACAGUGACAGAUCUUUCCUAACAACACCACACUGGAAAGAGACAAAAUAUUGUUCUGUGGUCAAGCUAUUCUGUCUUCUUGUCAGGCAGAGAAUUUGGGCCUUUUUAUUUGGAGAAAGGUGAGAGGGGGUAGACAUAUUCUAGAAGGCCUGUUAAAUGUACCAUUUUCAGGGAAUGUUCAAGCCAGAUUGCUUCAUUUAGAUGUAUGAGAGUGAAGUUUUAUAUCAAGUUGGCCCUAUUCUCACUUUCAAUGUGUAUAUGUCAAACUGUCUGCAGGAUUAGAAUCAAAGGGGUGUGCAAGUGUGCUCAGUAGUAAUGGUUUUAACCUAUUCAAUAGUUAAACAAAAGACUGUUUUUAACCUUCAUUUUUAAUGGUACAAGCUCCUUAUUUUACCCACCCCUUUCAUGGUCGACUGUCUAUCCCACCUAUGUACAGGAAUAUGCACCCUUUGAAAAAAUAUGAUGACUGGAAAGGGAUUAAGUGUAUACGGAGAUUUAUGCAGACAUGACACUAUAAAGCCAAGAAUAUUGUACAUAUUUUCACAAAAGAAGAAGCCAUCUUUACAUACAUCUUACUAUCAGGAUCUCCUUAAGAUACUCGAACACGAUUGAAGGGGGACUAAUGACUUCUCAUGAUUGAAAAUAGUAAUCAAGCGCAAGAAAUACUGGGGUAUUUUGGUGUUGUGUAUGUGAUAGCUAUACAGAUGUGUUAGCAUGUAUGGUAAUCUAUGCAUCAUGUUAAAUGUUUCUGCUGUCCUGAGAUAGUUCUUGUCGUUAUUGUGUCCAUGGUGAUAGAGGUAAUGUUGUCCUAAUCUCUCAUUACUUCUGCAGUAGAGUUGCUAGUGUAAGGUCAUUGUGUGUAAAAUAUAUACCUGUACCCUUUCAGAUUGGCAGAUUUCACUUACGGAAAUGAUCAUUAAACCUUGUUCUAUUUUGCCCACAGACCUGUAAAAAUUUGUCACCAAGUUCCCAUUUUAUUCCAAACAUUGCAGUACACUUGAGUGUAGACAUAUUAAUCAGAGGUGUAUAAGAUUAUUUGCGGUAUAGUGUAAUCAAGACAGGAUUUGCCAUGUGUAAUUGUUGUGUGUAUGAUAUGUAACAUUUGUUAUGUCUAAUUGAUCAUCAUCAUAAGUAUACACCAAGGGAUACCAUAACAGGAUGACACUGUGUAGUUAUGUUUUAAUCCUCAUAGAUGAAUACUCUGCCUAAUUAUAAACAAUUCAUCACAAAUGUCAGAUACCGUUAGAGGACCCCAGUCUUGCUUUUGAGAAAUGUUUUGUGUUAGAACAGAAAAUUUUACAAUUGCUGAUAACUACUGUUAUGUAAAUGUAAUGAAAAGCUUCUGUAUUUAAGCUUAUGAAAUCAAAGAAACCAAAACCAGUGCUAAAUCAAAUGUGCAAGAAAUCCUACAUGGCAGUGUUAAUUCCUAGCGUAUUACUACUCUCAUCCCCCACCCCAACCAAACUGGUGUGCAUAGAAUUCAGCUUAACUCUGAAAUGAUACAAUUAAAAAGGCCCAUGCACAUUAAGAUGGUAAAGCCAUGACUCAGGCCCACAUCAUUCUGGUGAUGUACCAAAGGUUUUUAUUUUAAACUCCAUUUUAGUAUAUUUGUAGUUUCUUUCAUCAACACACCCUUUAGUCUACGCAAAAUCGUUCCCAUUUCUUUGUAUUUUGAAUUAAUAUAUGUCAACACGAUUGUUUAUGUUUUUUGUAUUUUCACCCAAACAAUCAUUUUAAUCAAAUCUGCAUUUUGUAAUACGUUGGUGCAUGUAUUUAAGUAUAUUUUACAAGACGUCGUAUUGGUGCAGUUUUUUUCAUACAAACGUUUUCAUUCUUCACAUUAACUUAUGUCAAUGUACUAGUAUAUGUCACGUGUCUGGUUGUUAAGUCUGGCUUGUUGUCAACAAUGUGAUUGGCUGAUACACAAUGUCUAAUGGAAACUUUUGUUCACAUUCCCUUCGCCACUAAAAACCAUCACGACUCGUGUCUAUUUCAUUGUUGGUAAGCCAAUCAUCUUUGGACUGUAAUAACCAACUUUCGCAAGCUUUGAUUUCACAAUCCAGACAUUUAGAGCUUACUACCACUACGUUUUAGUGCGUACAUUUUCUUCUCGUCCACUGCAUGUAUACCAUACCAUUAUUUUUCAUUCUGUAAGGACGUUUCUGAUUGUAAAUAUUGUUUUAACUUCAUAUUGUAAGCAAGAAAACGACGUCGUAUAUAAACAGCCUGUUAUUUUUCUAGGCAGAAAGA